Messenger RNA from Bipolaris oryzae ATCC 44560, 1086 nucleotides. RefSeq lists its product as uncharacterized. The transcript has 5 exons. Gene Ontology annotation, molecular function: oxidoreductase activity, acting on the aldehyde or oxo group of donors, NAD or NADP as acceptor. NCBI's taxonomy places the organism in Eukaryota, Fungi, Ascomycota, Dothideomycetes, Pleosporales, Pleosporaceae. The record is from RefSeq and is a predicted model, not a curated record. The coding region runs from base 1 to 1086 and encodes 361 amino acids.
AUGCCACAAACCAUCCAACUCAAGGCGCCGAAUAGGAAACAGUGGGAGCAGCCGACAGGGCUCUUCCUUGAUCAUGAAUUUGUGGAUUCUUCGUCCCCUUCGAAUACGAUAUCGUCAAUAGACCCUGCCACUGAGGAGGAGAUCACUGUAGUCCAGACCGUCACUGCGGAAAAUUACAUCGAUGUUACUGAACGCGGAAGGCUCAUAGCGAAGUUGGCAGAUUUGGUCGAGGAGAACAAGGAGCUUCUUGCAACAACGGUCGAUGCCUGGGGCAAUGAAUUGUGUAGGGCAAGCUAUACGACAACGCCCUCAAUGAGGAUCUUCCCCAAGUCGGUUUCCGUUCUCCGUUCCUGUGUUGGCUGGGCAGAUAAGAUCUUUGGCCAGGCUGUUAAUGCCACGCGCCAGAAGUCUGCGUAUACGAUCCGCCAGUCCGUUGGUGUUAUCGCCCAAGUUAUUCCUUGGAGCUAUCCCUUGCCCAUGGCAUGCUGGAAAAUCGGCCCUGCUCUUGCUUGCGGAAACACUGUGGUACUCAAAGCCGCCGAACAAACGCCUCUGCCAACUCUCAUCUUAGCCAGCCUCAUUGAGCAAGCUAGGUUCCCACCGGGCGUGGUGAAUAUCCUGAAUGGUCUAGGAAAGGAGGCAGACACGGCAUUAGUACAGCAUCCGUUGGUCGACAAGGUUUCCUUUGCCGGUUUCACAGCUACAAGCCACACAGAUCAGGAAGGUGGGCUGUAUUCCGGCAGCAAGUCAAAGAAAGUAUCCGUCAUUAGCGACCAGUGGAGCGAGUGUCUACCUUCCAGACCCCUUCUCAAAGUGACCCGGCAGCAAUACGAACGGAUGCUCUCAUACGUAGACACUGACAAGUCGGAAGGCGCGCAGCUCCGCGAGAGCGGUGAAGCCCGCAACAGCUGCGGCUACUUCGUCAAGCCCACUGCAUCCUCCACCAAAGCGGCAGCCCAGCAUGCGCAUCUACCGCGAAAGAAAAAAAACCCCCAUUCGGACCUAUUGCCGUUGCGAGGCGAGGCUGGCCUCGAUGCUUACUCCCAGGUCAAAGCCGUGCAUAUUAAUAUGGGGACUAAGCUCUAA